This is a messenger RNA of Heterotrigona itama, 1757 nucleotides long. Lineage: Eukaryota; Metazoa; Arthropoda; Insecta; Hymenoptera; Apidae. The record is from the annotation of a GenBank genome assembly.
AUGUCGUUAACGUCGAGGGACUUCUUUAAGGAAUUGAUAGAAAGACCAGGUUGGCCAGCUUCUUUUACGAGGCGUCAAACGUUUCACCUCGUUAAAAGGUAGUGGCUCGUGCCGGCAUUGGCAUUAAGUAAUGCGAUACGGUCCGUCGCCGACGAAGACGAAGGAAGCGAAGAAGAAAACGAAGAAAACGGGAGGCAGAAGCGGCUGAGAAAAGAAACCAGGCUGGCAGAACUUUCCGAAUCCAAAUGGGGCCUGGUUGCUCGCAAAACGAUGUAUUAUGUAUACGGAAUAAAUGGAAUAGAGAGCAGCUCGAGCUUGGGUCCUUCGGAACCAAUAGGGCGAGCUAACGGUCCUGCCAUCGAACAUAUUGCCAUGGUCACGUGUAUGCGUCCCCUCUGCCACAUAUCCUGCCAUCCUGGAUAAGUUUUCGGAUGGAAGAAGUAGCGAUGUGGAUAAAUUCCCCGAGCUUCCGAAACUUCCACGCAACGGCGAAAGUGCAGAUAUAAGCACAACUACGUAGAAAGUCCACGCACAAUGCUUAAAGCGAGACGCCGAUCUAUAAAGAGCUUAAAACCUAUCCUGAAAUUGCUUCUUAUUCUGUUCUCUCUUCAAAGUUUUCACACUCCGUUCCACCGCCUUGCUAUAGCCGAAGUUUUUGCUCUGUGCGAAACUGUUUCAUAUGUAUCCUAGCUGUAACAAUUAAAUAUGUGCUGUAUCUUUCCACGAUCGAGUAUUUGACCGAAUUAUAAGACAUAACUGUAAGUAUUGCAAUCAUCGUGAUAAAAUGACAAAAAGAAAAAAAAAAAUUAUUGAAAGUUCAUCGAAUAAUCGACGAGUAGCAAAAUUAUUACAAUUUUUUGUAGUCACACAGCAAAAUACAAUAUCAUUUAUACGAAUAAAUUCUUUCGUGAAAAUACAGAGUGAAAAUUAUAUCCUGUGUUACUGAAAGUGAAUAGAAAUAAUUCUUAUUCUUUUACGUAUCAACGUUUGUUUUUCAUCACCCAUGUAAUUUUUUAGUCAAGUUUAAUGACCUAUGAUAUCAUGACCUCGAAAUGAUCUUAUAUAGUAAAAUAUCUUUUCUUAUUUCUUAUAGUACUCUUACAGUGCAGUAAUUUACUCUAUAGUAGUAUUACUUCUUAAUUCAUUAUCUAAUCUACUCCAUUCAUUUAAAUGAAAUUUUAGUCAAUUAAACAAAUUGUGAUUGGUUGAAUCCGCUUAUUUGAGCUUGAACAUUCUUAUUGUACGUAUUAUAUAAACAAUUUAUCUUCUGAUAAGUUUACACACAAGUAGAAUUUGUACUGCAAAUUAAACAAUUUAUUUACACAUAUUAAAUUAAACAGUUUUAGAAAUAUUGCAGUAAAUUAGAAAUACUUUUUGUAAGUUUAUAUAGUUCUACUAUAUCAUUAAUUAGCAUUCACAAUUUAUAUUUUACAUAUUAAUCGUUUUCGUUAUUUGCUGAGAUAUUGGAAAAUCAUUAUCGGUGAUUCGAAUUUCUUAUUCUGUUUAUAUUAAAACUAGUUAAAUUAUAAAUGUUUCGUAUUUACGAGACAGAAGCUUUUCGUGAAAAACGUUCUUAAUAACAGAUAAUAUAAAACAAUAAAUUUAGAAAGUAGGUUAAAUUAAUUAUCAGUAUCGUGCAAUCAUUUAUUUCGAACAUUUAAUUUAAUAAAAUGAGCUGAUAGAUAGCCGUUGUUUUAUUAUUUGUUGUUUGAAUUCAUUUUUUCAAUUUAAGUCCAUUUCGUGACGUCGUCAAAUAA